GUGGAAAGAUAUUGUAUGGGUACUAAUUAUUUUUAUUCAAAUAUUAUAUGGUUUUAUUUUUUAUUCCAGGGAAACCAAAUUCUUUCAAAUCUAUCACCCGAUGAAUACUCAAGAGUUAUAAAGGUAUUAGAAGAUGCGAUCCUCUCCACUGAUCUGGCUGUCUAUUUUACAAAACGAGGAAUGUUCUUGAACCUUGUCAGAGAAAGAUCCUAUAAUUGGAGUAGGGAAGACCACAGAGAACUGCUGAGGGGAAUGACAAUGACAGUUUGCGAUCUUGCAGCCAUCACCAAGCCAUGGAAUGUUGAGAAGAGGAUAGCGGAACUGGUCACUAGCGAAUUCUUUGAACAAGGAGAUAUUGAAAGACAAGAACUCAACAUCACACCUAUUGACAUCAUGAAUAGAGAGAAAGAAGAUCAACUUCCAGCCAUGCAAGUUGAUUUCAUCGAUUCGAUAUGCUUACCUAUUUACGAAUCAUUUGCUGAACUUUCGGAAAAAUUGAGACCACUGGUGCAAGGUGUCCUGGUUAACAGAAAACAUUGGGAGAAAAUUGCCCUGGAGAACAAUCAGAAGAGGAAUGACCAUCAGAUGGAGGAGGAUGACUCUUAAACUCAGGCAUCUACAAAUCCUAUCAAUGCGGGCCAAGCUUCCAGGGAUUGACAGAAGCAUGAACCUUUGGAGAAGUUAAAGUUCCUGGAAAUGGUGUGUGAAUUUUUUCUUCCAGACCCCACCUAAACCUCUUUCUUUAAAGGUUUCUUUCUGGAAUAAUUUUUCCUAUGUGCAAAUGAAUGUAAUGUUAUGUACAGAACUGAAACGAAAGUAACAUACCAGUUGUAAGAAUCCUAUUUAUGUAGACAAUUCUUGUAUAUUAUGUGUAAUUGAUGAAUCCUGUCGAAUAGUAUUUUUUCUAUGAUAUUGAUCGAAAUAAGUUUUAAUUUAAUUGUUUUAUUUGUGAUAUGAACUGUUGUAAACUCUUUUAAUAUUUAACUGAAUUGAAAAUAAAUUAAUUCGAGUUAAUAGUAGUA
Messenger RNA from Nilaparvata lugens (brown planthopper), 1022 nucleotides. RefSeq names its product dual 3',5'-cyclic-AMP and -GMP phosphodiesterase 11-like. The transcript is spliced from 7 exons. NCBI's taxonomy places the organism in Eukaryota, Metazoa, Arthropoda, Insecta, Hemiptera, Delphacidae. The coding region runs from base 16 to 606 and encodes 196 amino acids. Gene Ontology annotation, biological process: signal transduction. Gene Ontology annotation, molecular function: 3',5'-cyclic-GMP phosphodiesterase activity; 3',5'-cyclic-AMP phosphodiesterase activity. The record is from RefSeq and is a predicted model, not a curated record.